Molecule: messenger RNA, 1273 nt
Organism: Cuscuta epithymum
Lineage: Eukaryota; Viridiplantae; Streptophyta; Magnoliopsida; Solanales; Convolvulaceae
Source: the annotation of a GenBank genome assembly
GAAACAGGCCCUGGCACUAACAAAACGCUUUGUGCUCUGUUUCCGCAAAAAGCUGAGUUUAGAGAGAGAGGAAAAAUGGAGGGGAAAGAGGAGGAUGUGAAGCUAGGAGCGAACAAGUUCUCAGAGAGGAUGCCGCUGGGAACCUCGGCGCAGGGGAAGGACUACAAGGAGGCGCCGCCGGCGCCGCUGUUCGAGCCGGGGGAGCUCCACUCCUGGUCGUUCUGGAGGGCCGGAAUUGCAGAGUUCAUCGCCACCUUCCUGUUCCUCUACAUCACCGUCCUGACUGUCAUGGGGUACUCCAGAUCUAGCAGCAAGUGCAACAGCGUCGGCGUUCAGGGAAUUGCUUGGGCCUUCGGUGGUAUGAUCUUUGCCCUCGUUUACUGCACCGCUGGAAUCUCAGGCGGACACAUAAACCCAGCAGUGACAUUUGGGUUGUUUCUGGCAAGAAAACUGUCUUUAACAAGGGCAGUAUUCUACAUUGUAAUGCAAUGCCUUGGAGCAAUAUGUGGGGCAGGAGUUGUGAAGGGGUUCCAGCCAUCACUCUUUGAAGUAAAGGGUGGAGGCACGAAUGUAGUGGCCCAUGGUUACAGCAAGGGGGAUGGCCUUGGUGCCGAAAUAGUCGGCACCUUCGUCCUCGUAUACACCGUCUUCUCUGCCACAGAUGCCAAGAGAAAUGCCCGUGACUCUCACGUCCCUAUAUUGGCUCCUCUUCCAAUUGGAUUUGCAGUUUUCUUGGUUCACUUGGCCACCAUCCCCAUCACUGGAACUGGCAUCAAUCCUGCCCGCAGUCUUGGUGCUGCCAUUAUCUACAACAAGGAUCAUGCUUGGGAUGACCAUUGGAUAUUCUGGGUCGGACCUUUCAUCGGAGCUGCUCUUGCCGCACUGUACCACCAAGUUGUGAUCAGAGCCAUCCCAUUCAAGAGUGGAAGCUAAAGACUCUUCUUCCCCUAUCGUCAUUGUGACCAGAGCCAUCCCAAUUAAUUUCUGUGCUGUUGAAAUUAUCCUUGUGUGCGGAUAUUGUUAAUUAAUUAGUUGAUUCAAAGAUGCGCAUUGUGUGAAGACAAAAUUGCUCUGUAAUUAUUGGUACCAUGAGUAACUUUAUUGAUUUUGUGAUUGGCUUAUAUCUGUAUUAGGUUGUUAAUACUCGUACCCAUCUUGGUAAGCUGAAGGUUAUUUUUCUUGAGUACUUGAAUAUGUGAUUUGUAAUGGAAAAAUUCUUGAAAUAAGAGUACUAUUCAAUAAGAUUAAUAUUAUUUUUAUUCUGUAGAAAUUG